AGGAGCUGUGCUGUUACUGAGCAACAAAUCCAGCCUGGCCUCACAAGAAAGAAUUCAGCUCCCAUGAAAGGUGAUUCACCUGCCCUGGGGAUCGGCUGCCUGCCCUCCCAGCCCAGCCUGCACAGGCAUUCAUGAAGCGAUUCCUGAUCGUCCUGGCUGGAUUUGCAGUGGUCGAUGUGGCAAACUCACUGCUGGGAUAAUGAAGGAUAAACUUGCUGUUUCCAAACUCCAGCUUGUCAUUCUCUGCUCCUGUCUGUGCUCUUACACCACAGGGAAGGCGCCUUCAGAAUCUCCUAGGACAGAAGGUAUUGUGGCUGCAGGGAGAUCGUCCUGUCUGAAACGUGUAGCGUUUUCUUCCACGAACUUUGAGAACAUCCUGACCUGGGAAACAGAAGCAGAUACUCCCCCUGGCACUGCAUUUGAUGUCCAAUACAAACAGUAUGGAGAGAAGUCCUGGCUCCCCAAGGCCGAGUGCCAGGGCACGGGCCAGCGCUCCUGCAACCUGACCCGCGAGACGGAGAACUUCACCGAGCAUUUCUACGCCCGCGUGAGGGCGGCGGGCAGGCCCGGCUGCUCCUCAGGAUGGGUGCGCUCCGAGAGGUUCGAGCCCAGGAAGGAGACUGUUAUAGGAGCACCACAAGUGGAGUUUAUUCCCUACGUACGGUCCAUAAAGUUUCUCAUCCGGCCCCCCUACACCCCCCUGAGGGGGGAGGAUGACCGUCAGCUCACCGUGGAGGACAUUUACAGCAAAUUUGGGGCUGUUGAUUAUCACCUGACAAUAUUCAACCAGAGGACGCGCCAGCAGUGGACAAAGAGUGAGCAGAACAAAGAAUUCGAAGUUUCCAACUUGGACCCAGACACGGAAUAUAAUGGAACAGUUUACAUGUAUCUCCUCCAGAGAAGCAGCAAAUCUCAAGUGUUUUGGGUUAAAACACUAGAAGACAAGACAUGGGUUCUCUACAGCCUGGUGGCCCUGGGGUUCUGUGCUGGGCUGGUGUUUGCUGCCACUGCUUGCAUGAUCUACAAAUACGUCAAACAACACAGUGCCCAGCCCAUGGCUUUGGACUUCAGAGGGAUUUCGUCGUUCCAGCCUCUCACUCUGACGGUGGAGCACAUCAUAAAGCCCAUCAGUCUCUCCAAACCUUCGCUCUUCAUCCCCGAGGUGCCGCUGCCGCAGAUCGGCCAACAGCUGGACCGGGCGCUGGAGCCACCGCGGCCUUCCCGUCCCCCAGAAAGUGUCUGUCACCAACAGGCAGAGGUGCCAGCGUUCCAGCUGCCCCCUCAGCCGUCCUGCGUGGAAGUUACAGCUCCAACUGGUUACGCUCCCCAAAAGGCCGAGCAGAGCGUUCCCACUUCCACAGCCGACAAACCCCUGCCCGUCACCUACGGGGUGUGUGUGGAGGGCACAGACCACGCUUAUGAGAACUUGAGGCCACACCAGACUCUUCAGGAAGCCUCUCCAGGUCGUGUUGUUGGCGGAGAGCUCCCUAUCCCUGAGCUGGGAAAGAGCAGCCUCUGGAAUUACAAAGAACAGCAGCCAAGCGUGGCACUGUGGGGAGGGAGCAGGGACAGAACAGGGACGGUUCCCUUCCAGGGCAGCCCUGGGAAAACGCAGCUGCUGAUGCUGCUGCAGAGGGACAGGGGGGAAAAUCCGGAGUAUUUGAGGCCCCCGUUGUCCCUGUCUUUGCUGAAACAAGGAGGAUGCUACAGACAACAGGCAGCGGGGCUGUCACUGCCCGCGAGGAGCGCUGGCACGGACUGCUCUGCAGAGCAGGAGCUCUCAGCAUCCCUCCUCUCCUCCGUCCGGACUGGGAACGACUCCCCUGCAGAGGACAGCGCCGAGCAGUGGAUGCUGCCAGAUCCGUUCCCACAUCGUCCUGCAAACAAAGCGCAGCUCCCAGAGACUCCAGAGAUGUUCCCAGCGGGGAAGUGGCUGAGCUGCUCCCGCACCGGCCCGGGCAGUGCCCUCACCACGUUCUUCGAGGAUUUGGAGUUAAAGCUGCAGGGGGAUGAGGAUGGGAACACGUAAUUUUAGUUAGGGUGACGGCAAUGUUAAAGUGCGGAUUUAAAAACGUUUUCUUGCAUAAAAACAGAAGCAAUGCAAUAAACACAGCUGAUCCUGGGUGGAUUGACAGGGCACAGGGUGGUCAGGCUGUCCCAUCGUGGAGAUUGGUACUUUUACUGGUGUAAUUACUUCUUGGGUCACUGCAAUAUCAUGUCUUUUCACUUAAUUUCUUGCACAUUCUUCAAAUUUAUUAUGAAUUGGAUUACUUUAAGUAGGAUUCAGGUUCUAAUUCCAGAUCCAGUUCACUGAAAAUUUAGCAAAAUUUACAACAGAAACUGCCUUUGCCCUUU
Messenger RNA from Empidonax traillii (willow flycatcher), 2355 nucleotides. It is a transcript of the gene IL22RA1, whose product is annotated as interleukin 22 receptor subunit alpha 1. Gene Ontology annotation, molecular function: protein binding. The transcript has 8 exons. Bases 200 to 2029 code for a protein of 609 amino acids. The record is from RefSeq and is a predicted model, not a curated record. Lineage: Eukaryota; Metazoa; Chordata; Aves; Passeriformes; Tyrannidae.